Messenger RNA from Maudiozyma barnettii, 1464 nucleotides. RefSeq names its product proteinase B (gene PRB1). Gene Ontology annotation, biological process: proteolysis. Gene Ontology annotation, molecular function: serine-type endopeptidase activity. The transcript has a single exon. The record is from RefSeq and is a predicted model, not a curated record. NCBI's taxonomy places the organism in Eukaryota, Fungi, Ascomycota, Saccharomycetes, Saccharomycetales, Saccharomycetaceae. Bases 1 to 1464 code for a protein of 487 amino acids.
AUGAAGGUGAACAACUUACUCCUAUUACUAUCCCUACUCUCCCAAGAUGCAGUCCGUGCAUUGGUCUUACCAGAACUGUUCCAGGAACAGUUCCCGGCCUUGUUGAGUGCCCUCUCCGAUUCUAUUACUCCUCAUUUGAAAGAACAAGACGGUUCUGCUCACGCUGCUGCUGUUGCUGCUUCUGCUCACGCUGCUUCUGCCAAGGAGGAAAAGGAGAUGGCGCCCUUAUAUGUCCCUUCUAACCCUGGUACUCAUCCCGCUAUUAAAGAUAAAUAUAUUAUUGUCUUCAAGGACUCCAUCACUCCCCAACAAAUCCAGUUCCAUCUGGAAAAUAUUCAACAAGCAGUUAUUCAAGAACUAGCAAUCACCACCGAAUCCAUUGUGGACCACGAUUUUGCUACUUUUGACAUCGGGUCUCUUUUAUCCGGUUAUACUGCUGUUUUACCCCCAGUUAUCUUAGACUUAGUAAGAAAUAACCCUUUGGUGGCAUUUGUGGAACAAGACUCUAUGGUUUACGCCACUGAUUUUAAUACUGAAAAUAACGCUCCUUGGGGUUUAGCUCGUAUCUCCCAUAGAGAAUCUUUGAACUUGGCUAAUUUCAAUAAAUAUUUAUACGAUGAUAAAGCAGGUGAAGGCGUCGACGCUUAUGUCAUUGAUACAGGUAUUAAUAUUAACCAUAACGAAUUCGAAGGUCGUGCUACUUGGGGUAAAACCAUCCCACUAAAUGAUGAAGAUGUCGAUGGUAAUGGUCACGGAACUCAUUGUGCAGGGACGAUUGCUUCCAAGAAAUACGGUGUAGCCAAACACGCUAAUUUGUUCGCUAUUAAAGUCUUAAGAUCAAAUGGGUCAGGUUCCAUGUCUGAUGUUUUGAAAGGUGUAGAAUACGCGGCCAAGAUGCAUACCGAACGUAAAGCUAAAGAUAAGAAUUUUAAAGGUUCUACUGCUAACAUGUCUUUAGGAGGUGGGAAAUCACCUUCUUUAGAUCUUGCUGUUAAUGCUGCUGUUAAGGCAGGCCUACAUUUUGCAGUUGCUGCAGGUAAUGAAAAUCAAGAUGCUUGUAAUACAUCUCCUGCAUCUGCCGAAAAUGCGAUCACUGUAGGGGCUUCGACUCUAAGUGACGAUAGAGCUUAUUUCUCAAACUGGGGGAAAUGUGUCGAUAUCUUUGCACCAGGUUUAAACAUUUUGUCCACCUACAUCGGUGACUCUAACGACGUUACCGCCACUUUGUCAGGUACUUCGAUGGCUUCACCUCAUGUUGCAGGGUUAUUGACUUAUUUCUUAUCUUUACAACCAGAAAAAUCAAGUUCUUUUUACUCUCAACAAACUAUUACACCUGAACAAUUAAAACAAAAAUUGAUCGAUUACUCUACCAAGAAUAUCUUAAACGAUAUCUCCGCCGAUACUCCAAAUAAACUGAUUUAUAAUGGUGCUGGAGGUGAUUUAUCAGGUUUCUGGAAUAAUUAA